AUAGCCUAUGCAACCAAUACAUCAUCGUCUUCCCAUCUUAGAUCACACACAUACACACACAGUAUAAUAUUGCGAAACACACGAACUUAACCAGUCUUCAUCUGUUUGUUAUGUGAGACGGUAUUGCGCGAUAAACUACGAUUAGUAAAACAUAACCUAUAAAUCGGCGUUUUCAAGUGUAUAAUGUACAAAUUUGACUGUUAUAAUUCGCAGUUUUUUGUGAGUGGUUUGUAAAAUAAGUUUGUGUGUGGUAUUUAAACUGUUAUUUCAAUAUGAAGACGAUUUUAUUUGUAUUUGGUGUAUUGUUCGUCCUUAAAACACCGAUACUUGCUGCGCCAUCUAUCGAGGACUGCCCGCCCGAUAGCGUCAUCUUUGAAGAUAACUGUAAAUGCGAUCUGUCUACUUGUUCGAAGCCUCCUUGUUUUUCACAGUUACAGUUAGCUACAAAUGGAACCGGUCUUCCGGGUCAGUGCUGUCCCACAUAUGAAUGUAUAGGAUGUAACGAAACUGAAAAAAUCAAUGGAAAAUGUCCGUGCGGAAAGGGCGCUGUAAUUAAUGGAUAUAAAUGCGAAUGCGUGGACAAAGAAAAACAUUUGGUUAAUGGCGAAUGCGUUUGUGAUCCACGUCUUUGUCCACUUCCAAUACUGUGCGACAAAAAAUCAGUACCAGUGGUUCAUACUGAAGGCUGCUGCAAAAUUACAGAAUGCACAAAAUGUCCAGCAGACAGCGAAUCCACAAAUGUCGAAGGAGAUGAAAUUGAGGAUCAUUGUGUCUGUCUCCCAUGUAAGACAGAAUGUGGAUUUAACAGGACACCUGUUAUUAAGAGACCUGGUAAGGGAAUUCCCGGCAAAUGUUGCGACCUCUAUGAAUGCAAACAAAAUGAAGAGAUAAAAGGAUGUAUCCAUGAAAAUACCAUUUAUGAAAAUGGUGAACAGUGGUUCAUACCUCCUCUACAAUUAUGUAGAUGUGAUAACGGCUUAGCGCUUUGUUCUAACCAAAAAGAAAAAGACUCUGCAUCUUGUUUUGUUGAUAAUCAAUUCCAUAAUCAUUCAGAAACUUGGACUAAGGACGAAGGAUGUACUUUGUGUACUUGCAUUAACGGUAUAGAGAAAUGCAUCUCCCAUUACUGCGAUGUAAAAGUAAAUUUAGUGCAUCGAAACAAUUCUUGUAACAGCUCCGACAAUGUAUCUCGUCUCCAUUUGGAGAAAUGGAUAGAACGUGAUAAUUGCACGACAUGUUUGUGCGACAACGGUUUGAUAGAUUGCAACCGAGAAUUGUGCGAAGAUUCAAUACCUACAACGACCUCGAUAGCAGAAUGUCAACCUUUAGCUAAUUGCAACAAAACUUGCAUAAAUGGUUACAGAAUUAACAGAAAAGGAUGCGAAAUAUGUAAAUGUAAUUCUGUCAAAUUACAACAAGACAUCUUAACGAGAUAUAAUAUUUCAAUGAACGAUCUUAUUAAAAUUUUGGACGAAUAUAAAACGAAACGACUACCUACGACUAUUCCCACUACUAGUUCCACUGUUAGUACCAGUACUUCUUCGGCGACUGUCGAUAAAAGCGUUGAAAUCGAUCAUGACAUAGCACCAGUUGUUAUUAGUAACAGAAAUGCAGAAUUUUACGAAGGAUACCCCACAACUACUACAACUGAACCUUCAGUAACGCGUACAGAUAAAGAAAAUGAUUCUUUGAUUUACAUCGUAAUAAUAGUUUUGUGCUCCCUGCUGUUUGUGACAGUUUUGGUAAUAUUACUGGUAUUUCUAUGCAAGAAUCGUAGAAAAAGCAGCCUCGAUUUGUCUCAAUGUCACUAUCACACUGUCAACAACAACAACACAAUCAAAAAAACUGAUCAACUUCUUUAAAACGAUUUCUCCGAAUUUAAUGUGAUAUCAGAUUACUUACGUAAAUAUUACACAAAAUUAGUUUUGUUCGAAAAAAAAUCCAAGGUGAAUUGGAUUUUUGAUUAUUGUUGGGUAAAAUGUUUAUUGUUUGAACAAAAUUUUUUAUAUAUUUACAUAAAUACUUGAAGAUAUAUUCAAAAAAUCGAAUGUUACCACAAAAAGGUACCGCUAAUAAAAACACGAAAGGAUGUGACAAAGUAAUUAUUUGCUAUUAUUUUUGAAUAUGCGACUGUUGCUGAGAUAGAUGUUAAUUUAUUUUUUUUUAUGUAAUAAGGAAUGUUGAAAAUAUGUAUUUUUUUAAAGGAUACUUUUAUUAAUUGUUAUUUGUUCCAACCUCUGUAUAUUUGUUUGGAACCGUUGGUGAUAUUCAUACUGAACACAAUAUUUAUUUAUACCAUUACAACAACAUUCGCAAUUACAAUGUCUGACGCUCGUUUCGAUAACCAAGUUAUCGUCUUCAGAGACUGACUAGUUUGCCUUCUCCCCAACUUUUCCCUAGUUUCCCCUUUCUCGUCAUCCUACUAGAUUCCAAUCAAGAUUUUCUUUUGUUCGUCAUGCAAUGAAUUUGUUUCUUUAUUCCAAUUUCUUCCAUUCUUCCUUUCUAAUUUCGAUCUGUCUUUGGCUCUUGGUCUAAAAUCCAUUUCUGUCGAUUCGAUGGUGCUUUCAGCUACAAUAUGUUUUUUAUAUGUUGUUUUUCAAAGUUUCUCAUAGUUUGAUCAGUGGUAUGUCAUCUUGAACUCUUUUUAGGCCUACAAACAGUAGGUGAUUUUCUUAUUUACUAUUGCCAUCUCUCCAGAACAACUAAUUCUAUUAAUUAUAAUGUUGAAAAUAGUCCUCUAAUGAUUUCAUUUACAUUUUUUUGUUUAUAUUUUUCUAAUCAUCUACAAUAUAUGUCUAUAUGAUAAUAUUAAUAUCCAUUCGACAUAUUCAACUUGCAACUUGUUUUUUUUAUAUCCUUUAAAAAAAUUGUACUUCUUAUAUAUAUAUUUUUUUAUUAGAGUCGGUAUGCAGGGUAUUUGAGAAGUAUGUUUAUUGUGUACAAAUAUAUA
Messenger RNA from Diorhabda carinulata, 2950 nucleotides. RefSeq names its product cysteine-rich motor neuron 1 protein (gene Rcd2). The transcript has 6 exons. The record is from RefSeq and is a predicted model, not a curated record. Lineage: Eukaryota; Metazoa; Arthropoda; Insecta; Coleoptera; Chrysomelidae. Bases 273 to 1862 code for a protein of 529 amino acids. Gene Ontology annotation, molecular function: serine-type endopeptidase inhibitor activity.